Rhizoctonia solani is the source of this 1119-nucleotide messenger RNA. RefSeq names its product oxidoreductase family, NAD-binding rossmann fold protein. The coding region runs from base 1 to 1119 and encodes 372 amino acids. The record is from RefSeq and is a predicted model, not a curated record. The transcript is spliced from 9 exons. NCBI's taxonomy places the organism in Eukaryota, Fungi, Basidiomycota, Agaricomycetes, Cantharellales, Ceratobasidiaceae. Gene Ontology annotation, molecular function: nucleotide binding.
AUGGUGCAACCGAUUAGGACUGGUGUUAUUGGCGUCGGCUCCAGUGCUAUUACCUUUCAUGUUCCUUUCUUACUGGCCUUGCCUAAUCUGUUUGAGGUAUACUCCGUUCUUGAGCGCAAAGCAACAGACGAGCAGAAGAAGAGUGGCGGAACGAUUGGAGCCAAAUUCAAUAUUCCAGCCAUUCGUGUAAUUAACACCAUUGAGGAGUUCUUGGCUGACCCCGAGUUGCAACUCGUCAUUAUCACUACGCCCAACGAGACUCACUAUCCAUUUGCCAAGGCAGCUAUACAAGCCAAGAAGCACGUUCUCUUGGAAAAACCCGUUACCCCAACUUAUGCUGAAGCAAAGGAGUUGGAUUCUCUAGCUAAGUCCCAAGGUAUAAUCCUAAGCGCAUUCCAGAACAGGCGAUGGGAUUCAGACUUUUUGACCUUGAAGAAGUUGGUUAGCGAAGGGAAGCUCGGAGACCUUGUUGAAUUUGAAUCACGCUUCGAUCGUUACCGCCCUUCGCCUCGUACAACUGCAUUCUGGCGCGAAGCAGCCGGUCCAGGAGCGGGCCAUACGUUUGACUUAGGCCCUCAUCUAAUCGAUCAGGUCCUCCAGCUUUUUGGUCGCCCAAAUCGCCUGACAGCAUCCAUUCAGAACUUGCGCGGAUUCGGAGGACCAGCUAUCGAUGAUACGUUCUUGAUCCAUUUCUAUUAUGAUACUAAGCCGUAUCCAAUUCGUGCGACCGUUGCUGCUUCAUCGUUAUCUGUGAAGAAGUCUCAGCUUCGCUUCAGUGUCCGGGGGUCUAAAGGAUCCUAUGAAAAACGAGGCCUCGACCCGCAAGAAGAUCAAUUGAAAGCACGGAAAGUAGCGGUACUCGAUGCGCAAUUUGGUCGUGAGGAUGAGACUAUCGCUGGUAUAUUGGACUUCGUCAAUGAUAACGGUACUAUUGAAUCCACCACUGUAACAUCCGAGAAGGGGUCCUACCAAAGCCUGUUCGAGAAUUUGGCUGGCGCGAUUGCCUCCGGAGCUGAUCUUCAAGUGAAAUUUGAGCAGUCUGCAGCUGUGAUUCAAAUGAUCGAGUUAGCCAUGCUGAGCUCAAAGGAAGGUCGCACGGUGGAGGUGCCGGCUCCGUAA